Molecule: messenger RNA, 369 nt
Organism: Pieris macdunnoughi
Lineage: Eukaryota; Metazoa; Arthropoda; Insecta; Lepidoptera; Pieridae
Source: the annotation of a GenBank genome assembly
AUGAAAAUCAUUUUGCUGUUAGCGGUUGUGGGCGCUGCAUUAGCCAAUGAGGUUGAUGUCUAUACGACUGCUAAUGAUAAUCUGGAUAUGCAGGCGGUGGUAAACGAUCCAAAGAAGCUACAAGCCAUGACUGACUGCUUCAUGGAUAAAGGCCCAUGUGGUCCUGUAGCUCAGAGUUACAAAUUGAUCGUCCCUGACUCCAUCGCUCGCGCUUGCGACCGUUGUAACGACGCCCAGAAGCAUUUGGCAAACACCUAUGUCCGCGGUCUCUACUGGAAUCUACCAGAUGAAUAUAAAAACUUCAUGAAGAAAUAUGACCCUCAUGGAAUCUACGAAGACAACUUCAGGAAGGCUGUUAAGGAUUAUUGA